CUGAUUGUGGGCUGGAAAGGCGGAUGGAGACCGAGAUGGGAUGCCCACACAAAACUGACCAUAAUUGAGAUGCCAAAUGGAUUCACGUGUGUGCCGAAAUUUCCUCCAACCCCAAUCGAAUCCAUCUGCGUGAGCAAUUCAGUUCUUGGAAUCCUUCGCUUAUUCAAACAUUUCCGGAUAGCAGAGGCGUACUACUUCCGCAAUAGAAUCACGUAGGCGUCCAGGACCAAUUAUUGUCCUCUGCCUCCGAAAUUCCGUAUGCAGGAGGACGGGGCGCGAAUUGAAAUCAAAUUUGAUGUGAAAGCAACCGAGGGAUAUCGGCGGGAAUCAUUACUGAUUGGUUUUUGGCCAACUGCUUCUGAUUUCGAAUAUGUUUCUUCACGCCCUGAUUCACAUUGAGUUUUAAUAGCAAGCAAUUAAAACUGUGGUUCAAUAAAUCUAAAUAAAUUUCGCCAGAAAUUUCGCUAUUUUGGCAUAAAUAACAAUAGUUUGAGACUUGCGGGUGUCAGUUGAAUAGAGUUUCUAGACCGGCGAACACGUCAAAUAUCGAUAAAGUUAACCGGCAUUCAAAUCAAGUGUGAACCAAUCGCAAACAAGAUAAUCAUCACCGCCAUGGACCGAUUCGUUUGGUUUGUCCUCCUGGUGGUCAUGUCGCACCUGGUCACCGAGUUCACCCGCGUAUCCGGAUACGCGAGAGGCCAGCGUCACGAGCUGGUGCUGCUGAACGAUACGAUGCUGCAGCCGAUGCCCGUCCAGAACAUGGUCCUCUAUCCCAGCCAGGACUAUGGCCAGUACCAGCAGCAUCCCUCCUCCUCCCCCGCAGGCUCCUUGGGCAGCCUGCAGCAGAAUGCAGCCAUGCUGUUCAGCAGCUUGGCCGCCGGAGUGAGUCCGGGAAAUGGAGCAACUGCAGCGGGAUCUGCUGUCCCCGGCAGCAAUGCGGCCAUUUUGGCCCUGGGCGAUAGUCAACCUGCUCACACGGCCGAGAACACAUACCCGAUGUUCAGUUUACGACCCCUGAUCGACAGCAUUUUCGAGAUUCCAAUUUCGACGCUGCGCGCUGUCAACAAUCUGGUGGGUCGCCUGACCGGAGGAUAUCGCCAGGCCCCAACGGAAAAGUCACAGAAAUCGGUGGCAGCUGGAACCGCUUUGCCAUCCAGUAGACAAAAUCCAACUCUAAAUGCACAUCCCAGUUCCCAUCAAAUGCGCGAAGAGAUGGCGUAAUUUUAUGCCCCAUUUUAGUCAGUACUUAUGUGUGAAUGUUGUAAUUCCUGUAAUAUUAUGUUUAGAGUGAGUUUUUAGUGUGCAUUUUUUACCCUUGUGAUAUAUGUGACCUUGUUGUAAGUCUAGCUUAAGGAUAUUUAUGUCCAUCCAGAAGAAAAUCCCAAAAAAAUAAGAUUACACAAUAAAUGUACUUCCUACAAAG
This is a messenger RNA of Drosophila rhopaloa, 1423 nucleotides long. RefSeq lists its product as uncharacterized. The coding region runs from base 613 to 1221 and encodes 202 amino acids. The transcript has 4 exons. Lineage: Eukaryota; Metazoa; Arthropoda; Insecta; Diptera; Drosophilidae. The record is from RefSeq and is a predicted model, not a curated record.